This is a messenger RNA of Phlebotomus papatasi, 4239 nucleotides long. RefSeq lists its product as uncharacterized. Gene Ontology annotation, biological process: DNA integration. The transcript has a single exon. Lineage: Eukaryota; Metazoa; Arthropoda; Insecta; Diptera; Psychodidae. The coding region runs from base 1 to 4239 and encodes 1412 amino acids. Gene Ontology annotation, molecular function: zinc ion binding; nucleic acid binding. The record is from RefSeq and is a predicted model, not a curated record.
AUGCCUCAAGGAGGAGCUAAUGAUACUGCUCAAGGUGAUGGAGCAAGUUCCAGUGACGGAAAUCAAGGAGAUUUCCAAGGAAAUUCGAAUAGGGUCGGAGGGCAAAGAGUUGUGACGUCAUCGUUUCAAAUGCCCACGAACAUCAAGGAAUUUCCCGCUUUGAGAGGAAAAUGGCGUCGUUGGCUUGGAAGAAUGGAGACAAUUUUUAAUCUGUACAAGAUUUCUGAAGACACGAUGAAGAAAGAAUGGAUUAUUUUCUACUUGAAUCUGGAGUCUUAUGAUCAGCUGUGUAAUAUUAUUACACCUAGGGAGCCGAAAGAUCUCUCGUACAAUGAGUUGAUUCAGAUUCUGGAGGAUUAUUACGAUCCAAAGCCACUGGAGAUCGUUGAGAACGUGAACUUCAGAAAGAGAAUCCAGAAAGAAGGUGAAAGUAUGGAUGAUUUCAUGGCAGCUUUGAGAGGUCUCACGAAAUAUUGCAACUUGGGAUGUAAUAGCUGUGACAAUCUCAACAAAUCCCUUCGAAAUCAGUUUGUGUUUGGAUUGUGGGACAAAGAUGUCCAAAAGAGAUUGCUGGAAAAGAAAGACCUCAGUUUGGAACGUGCUUUGGAGAUUGCUAAAUCCAUGGAAUCCUCCGAGAAGGGGAAGGAGGAUAUGACAGCAAAAGCAACCAAACAAGAUACAUUGCAGCUGGAGGCGACGGAUGUGCACAAGAUUCAACCAAAUGAGCAAAAGGAAAACAAAAAGGAGGUUAGGUGCUACCGUUGUGGGAUGAAAAAUCACCUGGCCAACAACUGCUUCCAUGAAAAUUCUACAUGUAAUCAAUGUGGACAAACCGGUCAUCUCCAGAGGGUCUGCAAGCAGAAGAACACCAAGAAAUCUGAGACCAAGGCAGCUGAGAAGAAAAUUCAACGAGUCAACGAAGUCGAUGACAUCUUGCACGUGGAGGAAAUCGUCGAGCCUAAGGUUUACUUAAAAUUCAAAUUUAUUAACAACAAAUCAGUUUCAGAUUUUGUAAAAUUCGAGGUUGACAGUGGCUCGGGCAUUUCUAUCGCGGGUUUAAAGUAUAAAGAUGAUUUUUUCCCUGAUGAAACUAUAAUUCCCACCAAGAAGGAAUUCUUGCAUUAUGGGGGAGGGAAAAUAGCAGUUGUGGGGUUCAUAAGGGUUUCAGCACUGAUUGGGAAGCGGGUGUUGCGGAAUGUGAAUCUGUACUUCACAGAAGAUCGCUUGAGACCCCCACUACUUGGAAGGGAAUGGAUCAAAAGAGCUAAAUGGGUUAAUUGGAACAAGGUGUUGCUUGAUAUUAGGCAAAUUGAAGCCCAGGAAAGUCAGGUUGAUAAGACUAAAUUGGUCUCUGAACUAAAAAAGGAUUUUAAGAGGGUAUUUGAGAAAACAACAGGGAAAAUUGAGGGGAUGCAAGCGGAACUAAAAUUACAAGAAAAUGCGAGUCCAGUGUUCCUCAAACAUAGAAAUGUCCCAAUUCCUAAAAAAGAAGCGGUGGAAAAUGAGAUCGAUCGUUUGGUUAGGGAAGGAAUACUGGUUAAAGUCAACCAGAGCAGGUAUGCGUCCCCUGCAGUUCCAGUUUUCAAAGCCAAUGGAAAUGUCAGACUUUGUGGAAGUUAUGACAUGACGAUUAACCCUCAAUUGAUUAUUGAUAAGCAUCCUUUACCUUCUGUAGAGGAAUUGUUUGCGAACAUGGCAGGGGGACAAAAGUUUUCAAAGUUAGAUCUCACUCAAGCAUAUUUGCAACUAGAGGUAAGGGAAGAGGACAGAGAGUUGUUGACUCUUAACACACAUAAGGGCUUGUACCAACCUACCAGGUUAAUGUAUGGGGUGGCUUCGGCGGUAGGAAUUUGGCAGAGACUCAUGGAUUCUGAAUUGCGCGAUAUUCCAGGGGUAUCAGUUUUUUUGGACGACAUUAAAAUUACUGGCCCGGACGAUAAGACCCACAUGGAAAGACUGAGAGAAGUUUUGGGUAGACUUGAUCGUCGGAACAUGAGAGUUAAUUUGGAAAAGUGUAGUUUUUUUGAGGACAAAAUUGAGUACUGUGGGUACACUAUCGAUAAAGACGGUAUUCAUAAGAGUCCUAAGAAGGUUCUCGCACUCGAGAACAUGCCGCGUCCGCAGACCAAGGAUGAAGCUAAGUCGUAUUUGGGAUUCAUUAAUUAUUACGCGCGCUUCUUUAAGAAUCUUAGCACGAUUCUCCACCCUAUUACUGAACUUACAAAAGAAAAUGAGCCUUUCAGGUGGACGGAGGAUUGCGAAAGGGCUUUUCUCACAGUAAAAAAAGAAAUGUCAAGUGAAAGUUUCCUUGUUCAUUAUGACCCGAAGAAAGAGCUAAUUUUGGCUGUAGAUGCUAGUCCUGUGGGAGUUGGGGCUGUGUUAAGUCACAAAUAUCCAGAUGGAUCAGAGCGACCAAUUCAGUAUGUUUCUCAGACACUUUCGAACACCCAGAAGAGAUAUUCCCAGAUUGACAGGGAAGCAUACGCGAUAGUUUUUGGUAUAAAGAAAUUUUACCAAUAUAUUUACGGGCGUCGUUUUACCUUGAUUUCGGACAAUCAGGCUUUAACGAAGAUUUUCAAUCCACAAAAGGGGAUUCCGGCUUACGCGGCUAUGCGUAUGCAACACUAUGCGAUAUUUUUGCAAGCAUUUGAUUUUGAUAUUCGUUUCAAGAAAUCGGCCGAUAAUGCUAAUGCAGACGUGUUUUCAAGGUUACCGGCGGGAAAUGAAAAUAAUUUUGAAAUGGACGAACCGGAAGUUCUUCAAAUAAAUUUGUUGAACACGUUGCCCGUUACUGCGGAGCAAAUUAGGGUUGAGACUGAGAAAUCUCGCGAGAUUGAACGUCUUAUUAAAGGGCUCCAAGACGGGAAAAUUGUUCCGCGAAAAGAUCGAUUUGAGAUCGAACAAACGGAAUUCAGUCUAUGUCGAGGUUGUCUAAUAAGAGGAACACGAGUGUAUAUUCCCCCGGUUUUGAGAGACAAAAUACUCCUUGAAAUUCACGAUGGUCAUUUUGGAAUGACGAGGAUGAAAGCAAUUGCAAGAGGGUACUGUUGGUGGCCAGGGAUGGACAAGGAUAUAGAAGAAAAGGUCUUGAAUUGUACGGUUUGCCAAGAAAACAGGUCAUAUCCGCCGAAAGAUUCUACUCAUGUUUGGGAGGAUUCUAGUAAACCAUUUCAGCGUGUACACGCGGAUUAUGCAGGACCAGUUCAGGGUAAAUAUUUAUUCAUCUUGGUGGACUCCUUUUCUAAAUGGCCAGAAGUAAAAGUUUGCAAUGAUAUGACUACUUCGACUACAAUCAAAAUGUUGAGGGAAAUUUUUGCAGUUCACGGACUCUGUGAUAUACUCGUAACUGAUCAGGGAAGACAAUUCAUGAGCCUAGAAUUUCGUGAGUUUUGCGAAAAGAACGGAAUACGACACAAGACGGGAGGGCCUUUUCAUCCGGCUACUAAUGGUCAGGCCGAAAGGUACGUGCGUACUAUCAAGGAAAAAUUAGAAGUAUUGAAAGAAGUAGAUAAAUCCGAACUAGAUCAGAAACUUUGCAGUAUUCUGCUAAACUACCGCCGAACUCCACAUGCCACUACGGGUGUUUCACCUAGUGUGAAACUUUUGAAUCGACAGAUUAAGUCAAGACUGGAUCUAAUUAUUCCGCGAGAAGACAUAGUAAAGAGCUCCUCCGAGGUUACCACGCGUAGGAAUUUUCAAGAGGGAGAAAGAGUUGCAGCACGUAAUUACGGUAGCUGGGGUUCCAAAUGGAAAUUCGGGAGGAUUUCACAAAGAUUGGGAAAAGUCCAUUACUUUAUCAAGUUAGAUGAUGGUAGAGAAUGGAAGCGGCAUGUUAAUCAGUUGAGAAAGGUAGGAAAUGACGUGAGUAGAACAGAGAAUGUCAGUAGUAGCAGAUCAGGGGGUGUUGAAGAAGAUGAGAGUAUCAUUGGUGAAGGUGAAGGGGUACCGGAAACUCCACAAAUCGAAAAUGCGUCUAACAGUCAGGAAGAGAAAGAGCAGGACAGUAUUAGAUUGGAGCAAGAUGAGCAGGAGUUAAACGAACAUAACCCUGUAGGUAAAGCUCGAUCAGUCUCAACUGAUAGUGAUGGGGAUUCAAGUGAAUUUGAAGAUGCUGAAGAUCAGCUGGGUAGUACAGAUGAAGAACCAUCGAAAGCGAUGUCCCCUCCCCAAUCUGUUGAAGUUUUUGAACCUCGUCGUUCACAAAGAAUAAUCAAAGCUCCGAACCGCCUUAACCUCUGA